AUGGACAGACAGCGAGGCCAUGAUGUGCGCAGAAGAGGAGGCGGAAUUGGUGGUAGGAGGGAAAGGACCCGCCCCUUAGAGGAAGUUUAUUUGAGUGACGCAGAGUCUUCUUUUGAUGUACAGCCUACUCCACCUGUUGUGGAAGUAGUGGAUGCCGUUCGCUUAGCCAAACUGGUUAAGGAGAUCAAACAGUUAGGUGCAACCCCAUUUGAAGGGGGAGUUGAUCAUUGGGCAGCUGAUCAGUGGCUUGAGAAUAUGAUGAGUUGUUUCGAGAUGGUGAUUUGCACCGAAACUGAGAAGUGGAAGAUUGCUGCUUAUCUUCUUCAGGGUGAUGCCAGGAUAUGGUGGGCUGGUCAGCGGAAUACAGUGAAUAUGGCUGCGCUGACUUGGAAUGGUUUUGUGGAACUAUUCCAGGACAUGUACUUCCCUGAUGCAGUGAGGGAGCAGAUCGAGUUAGAUUUCAUUUCCCUGGAACAGGGGACUAUGACGGUGAGAGAGUAUGAAACACGGUUCACUCAGUUAUACAAGUUCGUUCCCCAGUUGGAUGCCCGAGCCUUGGCUAAAAAGUUUCUGAGGGGACUGACUUACAGGAUUAGGGAGAUACUGUAUCCCCUUCGGUUAGCCACUAAAGGAGAGAUCUUUGCUAGUGCCAUGGCCCAUGAGCAGGCAACCAACAUGCGUGUAAGUGAACGAGGGAUUAUGAGAGAAUCCUUGGGGAAAGGGAAGGCGAUUGUGGGGAGCAGUGGUUCCAGGGAUCAUAGAGGUGGGUCGUGGAAGCGACAGAGGACUCAUUUCCAUCCACAAACCCCUGCUCGGAUAACCUAUCAGCACCAGACUCCAGCCAGGGCAGCACCGGCCCCACUUAGGGCUGUACCUGUGAGGCAAGUAGCACCAGCUGCACCGGUGAAAUGUUACAACUGUGGCGAACGGGGCCAUACCUCUAAAGUGUGUACGAAGGCGCAAACCAGACUAUGCUUUAGAUGUGGCCAGCUGGGACAUUUUUCUAAGGAGUGUACUCGACCUCAGGGUGCAGGACAGGGUACUCAACAGAGACAUUUGCCUCCAGCACCUGCUAGAGUUUUCGCCAUUGGUCAGAGAGGCACUGGGGUGGAAGGUACCUUAUCUAUCUAUAACUAUCUUGCUAGAGUACUGUUUGAUACGGGAGCCUCCCACUCCUUUAUAUCUAGUUCAGUUGUGGAUGUGUUAGGUUUGAUUUCUAUGCCUUUUACUAGAUCGCUAUGUGUUACAUCACCUCUCGGUGUGUCUCUUGAGCUUAGGUAUUAA
Messenger RNA from Rosa rugosa (rugosa rose), 1284 nucleotides. RefSeq lists its product as uncharacterized. The record is from RefSeq and is a predicted model, not a curated record. The transcript has a single exon. Gene Ontology annotation, biological process: proteolysis. Gene Ontology annotation, molecular function: nucleic acid binding; aspartic-type endopeptidase activity; zinc ion binding. NCBI's taxonomy places the organism in Eukaryota, Viridiplantae, Streptophyta, Magnoliopsida, Rosales, Rosaceae. Bases 1 to 1284 code for a protein of 427 amino acids.